AACGCGUCAAUUCAAAAAUUACCCCCCCAUCAACCCAUCAAAAUCGUUCCCAUCGCUCCGUCCCACGCGACACCCUGUUCAACAAAUAUAAUAGUAGAUUUCCCAGCCACUGACAGAGCGAACAGUACUUGAUAUUUUACCAUUAAAAUUUGCCACUUUUUUCUCCGCUCCCACCUUUGCGCACAGUGAUUUGUGUUCUGUUCGAUGGCAUCGACAAGUCAACCGCAUUCUGGCUUCCCCGCGCGUCCCUACAAUAAUCUUCGCAAUCCCCCAUCGACUAGUUUUGGUUCUGUUGUUGGCUCACAAUCGCAACCGGCUCUGGCUUUAAGGCAGAAAUCCCAAUUGGAGCGUGGGUUACCGAAGGAUAGUCAAGCGCAGACUCAAUCUGGCGCGCCUGGAACUACUCCAAUGAAUAUCCUAAGUGAUGAACAGAGGGAGGAGAUUAAUGAAGCUGUAUGUUUCUCAUAUACCCAAACUGCAAUAUGCAAAUGGCGCAAACUUCCCCUCCUUCAAUUCUGAUUCGAAGCCAUACCCAAAACAAUGCGCUAAACAACCCCACAGUUUGUACUCUUCGACAACGACAAGGACCAAAGAAUCGACUACCACGAAUUCAAAGUCGCUCUCAAGGCCCUUGGCUUCGAUCUCCCCAAACCCGAAAUCCUCAGUCUCUUAACAGCACACGGUAUUCCUCCCGACGCUCCCUCCCGCCCCGGCGCACGCGAUCACAAUAUUUCUCCCGGGCGUCUACUCCUCACUCUCCCCUCUUUCCAAUCCAUCGCCGGUAACUUAAUAGCGCAACGCGAUCCGCGCGACGAAAUACUAAGGGCUUUCGCCUUAUUCGACACAGAUGACAAGGGCAUGAUAUCAUUAGAGGAUUUGAGGAGAGUAGCGCAUGAACUGGGAGAGGGACUAGAGGAAGAUGAGCUGCGAGCUAUGAUUGAGGAAUUUGACUUAGAAGGGAAAGGCGGAGUGGGGAGGGAAGAAUUUAUCCAAAUAUGCAUGGGAUAAAUUCACCACACUCAUUUUUUUCAUUUUCAUUUUCAUCCCAUCAACAUCAUACCAUACCCGUUGGAUUACAACCUUUCCAAAUCUCAGGAAGCGACGCGACUUUUAUUCCAUCAUUUCAUCGCACCGAAAAACUAUACCACCUAGCUCGUACACUUGGAGAAUAAGGACAGGAGAAAAAGCCCUGUUUUGAUUAUCGUAUCACUUUUAGUCUUUUAGUUUUAUGUGUAUAUCACAUUGUCAUUCCACCACCACAUCAAGGAGUAAAGCAAGGAGUGCAGGCGUUGGUUUGGGUUACACAAUGGGAAAGAGGCAGGUAUGGAACUACUUUCAUGUAGGUAUGCAUAAUUAUAGUACAAUUUCAGGAUAUUACAAUGGGACAACAUUAUUGCUUCUUUUCGAGUAAUCUGU
This is a messenger RNA of Sclerotinia trifoliorum, 1416 nucleotides long. Lineage: Eukaryota; Fungi; Ascomycota; Leotiomycetes; Helotiales; Sclerotiniaceae. The record is from the annotation of a GenBank genome assembly.